Messenger RNA from Drosophila biarmipes, 1552 nucleotides. RefSeq lists its product as uncharacterized. Gene Ontology annotation, cellular component: nucleus. The coding region runs from base 94 to 1335 and encodes 413 amino acids. Gene Ontology annotation, biological process: negative regulation of meiotic nuclear division; regulation of mitotic nuclear division. The record is from RefSeq and is a predicted model, not a curated record. Lineage: Eukaryota; Metazoa; Arthropoda; Insecta; Diptera; Drosophilidae. The transcript has a single exon.
CAAUCGACGCACCGAUAGUCCAGGAAUUGUCACCAAAAACAAGCAACCGAUGCGAAAAGCAUAACAGUUUGAAAGUCUGAUAAAGUGCCCGAGAUGAGCGCGUAUUACCGGCGCGCGGCGCUGCGCAAUAAGAGCCCCAGCCGGGGCUCCCUCGAGGCGGAGAUGAACGAGUCCGGCUACACAUCCUUCCGGGCGCUGCACAAUUCCACCGCGGAGACGCCAUUUUUAUUGGAGGACGCUGACGGCGAGAACUGUCGCAAUGCGUCCAACACCUCAAUGAUUCGGGGGCUGACCACGCCCAGUGGGAGCCAGGAGCAGGACCUCCACCCGAGCAAGCCAUUUCCCCAUUCCAAGUCGCGCUCCCAAAGGGAGGGCUCUGUGGAUGUAGAGGAGCCCUUCUCGUUGACGCCUCGCCUUCAGGAGGCGCAGAGUCUGCCAAAGCGGCGCAAGAAACACUUCCAACCGCCGCACAGCAGCCCUAAGAAGUCCAAAAAGCUGCUCUUCCCCCAGCAGGAGCCACCGCCGCCGAAGAAUCGGUUCUACGGCGGCGUGGAGAAGCUGGACAUAGUGGCCAAGCUGGCCCAGAAACAACCUGCGCUGGAUUGCAUACUGCGUCAUGUGGGCGCCCACACGCUGGACGUGAUGACCCAGGUGUCGGCGGCCUGGAAGCAGGCCGUCUACCGCAGUCAGCGGGACUUGGAGCGCCUGCAGAACCACCGGCUCAAGCUAAGCCGUACCAAAGAGAAUCACCAAGUGCCCAAGCGGCGCAGCCAUGUGCCCAAGGCAAACCAUACAGUGCCAUUGCAGACCUCGAACCACAGCAGCCUGGCCAACAGUGCCGCCUCGCUAAUGGACUCGGGCAACUUGAGCUUCCACAUGAUGGAUGUGGAUGCCGGACGGGUUCUGCGCGAGCAGUCGCAGCGCGUCAAAUGCCCGCGCUGCGGACGGGGCAGUAGGGUCUUCAUCAGCGAGGCGGCCAGGAGCGGCGACACUGCGUUGUCCCAGACGCUGCCCAUCGGAUACAACACCAGUACAUUCCUCAGCUCGGGCGGACCGCCCCUCAAGCGCUUCUUGUCCCUGGAUCUCGACGACAUCAGGACCCCACCGCCAGCACCAGAAUAUAACUUUGCCGAGUGCACCAGCGUCAUUUGCCAGUUUCGUUUUUGCGUCAACUGCCUGUCCAAGUCCCAUCCCGGCGAGCGCUGCCUGGUCACCGAGCUGGACACGCCCUCCAAACUAAUGAUGCCCCGAGAGCGACUGACGCCGCCACAACGUCCCCAGAACCGCGAUCCCAAGAUCAGGAGGAAGAACUCGCUGAAACGUCUCUGCUUUUAGCUAUAACAUAGGCUUUUAUUUACGUUUAGUAUUCGAUUUAUUCAAAUCUCAUUAAGUCCGUAUUAUGUUCAGUGCAUCAAGUUUCAUUUUGUCAUCACAUACAUUCUCAUCGUUUUUAAAUCGUUCACUGUAAGGUUUGUCGGAAAUCUGUACCUCUGUGAGAUUAAUUAUUUUUUACAUAUGCGAAAUAUAAACAUUUUUAUGAUUAGAGCUUUAA